AUCGGAUCGAAGAUUAUGAUCCGCACGCAAAAUGGUUCGGGUCGGGAUCAGGUCACAUCUGGUUAGGAUUAUAUAGAAUGAUUUGGGGAAGCAGUAAUAGUGUCUUCCCAUAGUUCCCAACAGAUCCAAGAAGCUUACCGAGUGUUGUCGGAUGGGACGAGGAGGAGAUUGUACGACUCUAUUCUUUAUGAUCCACCUGAGGAACACGAGAAAGAAGUUGCAGAUGUCGCUUAUGGCCGGCACAAGGAAAGAGCUUUAUUCUUUCAAGCAACCUGUUGGCAUGUUUCUGGAACGCACUCACCUUAAUCAUGUCAGGAGAAGCAAUAUAGCCUGGACUUGGAGGAGCUACAGCAGACGCUGCUCGAAAUGGUACAGGAUUCUGGUUCACCAUCUCAGCCUUGCCCCUUUGCCGAUGGAGGAUGUUUGUCAACUUGGAAGUGGCUUCUGGAUGGCAUGGAGUCGAAGACACCGGCACGGAGUUGUUUGGAAUUGUGAGGUUGGUGGCGGGUCUACAUUCAGCUUCGUUGCUGUCUCUGAAUACCAUGAACUUGCCUUUCAAAACGAGUCAGCAGCUACAAGCCCAGUGCUUUACCUUCUCCGCAAUCCACUUUGGACCAACCCAAUUAAGCCCUCGACGUGAACGGAAAGGAGAAGCAAAGCCAAGUCCACAGAGCUGUCUCCUACUCGGAGAGUGUGUGUGUCUGUGUGUGAGAGAGAGAGAGAGAGAAAGAGAGAGAGGAGGAGGACGUCGGAAAAGAUGCGACGAUGCUGCCGAAAGCCUUCGCCACUGCUGGUGAAGUCGACGCUUAUCAUGAUCGCGGCUGCCUCGAUAGUGGUCGGCUGCUCUGCAGCAGUAACCCCGUCGGUGCCCGACGCUCAGAUCAAAUGCGACUGCAAUCCCUGCGGCUGCACGCAGAAACCGCCGCCUCCGCCUCCGAAGUGGCCCGUACCGUAUUGUCCUCCGCCGCCACCGGCGCCGUAUCUUUACAUAGUCGGCACGCCAGGUAAUCUCUACCCGUUUGACCCCAAUUACUACCCCUCGAGCGCUCGCCGGAGCUACGCUGGGCCGAUGCCGGUCUUCCUGGUCUCCGGGCUGCUUGCCCUGUGGAAGAUUUGGUGGCUAUGACUUGUGCUGUAACAAUCAUUUAGAUUUCUGCUUCGUCUUCUUUCCAUGUUCUCAAAUCUUCUCUUUGUUGCAAGAAAAUGAAGAAUAAGUUCUGAUUUCUAAA
Messenger RNA from Musa acuminata AAA Group (dessert banana), 1229 nucleotides. RefSeq lists its product as uncharacterized. The coding region runs from base 152 to 640 and encodes 162 amino acids. NCBI's taxonomy places the organism in Eukaryota, Viridiplantae, Streptophyta, Magnoliopsida, Zingiberales, Musaceae. The record is from RefSeq and is a predicted model, not a curated record. The transcript is spliced from 6 exons.